Messenger RNA from Acipenser ruthenus (sterlet), 5366 nucleotides. RefSeq names its product astrotactin-1-like. The coding region runs from base 402 to 4277 and encodes 1291 amino acids. The transcript has 23 exons. Lineage: Eukaryota; Metazoa; Chordata; Actinopteri; Acipenseriformes; Acipenseridae. Gene Ontology annotation, biological process: neuron cell-cell adhesion; neuron migration. The record is from RefSeq and is a predicted model, not a curated record. Gene Ontology annotation, molecular function: protein binding.
AAGUAUAAAAAGCUUUUAGUUUUGUGUUCAGUAGUUAAGAACCCCAGUUUUGUUAUCUGCUAAAUGCCAUUGUAAUGUCUAUCUGUCCGCCCUGUUACUGCAUCCCUCUCGCAUUGCAGUUUAUGAGGAACACCACCAUUCUUAACACAGGCACUGGAUUCACUGGAACUAUCAAGAGAUUGGUUGCUAAAGAGAUGCACAUAUAGAUUUCUAAUAAUAAUCUAGUUUUUAAAAAAGAUAGACGAAUAAAGCAUCCUACGUGCAACCUGUCAGUGUUUAUUUUGCACAGAUAGCAACCCUGAGACCCGUGCUUUAGCAUCAUUCUCCUCCUUAUCUCGCUUCCCCGACACACUGCAGCUGCUGCUUUGUCAGGGAACAUCCGAAGCAACGUAAUAUCUGGGAUGAUGGAGUUUCGGCUGUGGUGUAGACUAAUCGGUUGCUUCCUGGGGAUAUUCGCCAUGAUCCUCGCAGGGAUCUCUGCUUUGAAAGCAGAGGAGGACCAGUCCCAAGACCUGGAGUGCAAAAUGAAGAGCGUCACCGUCUCCGCGUUGCCGUUUUUGAGGGAGAACGACUUGAGUAUCAUGCACAGCCCGUCUGCCUCGGAACCCAAGCUCCUGUUCUCUGUCAGGAACGAUUUUCCUGGAGAAAUAGUGGUGGUGGACGACCUGGAAAACACGGAGCUGCCCUUUUUUGUGCUAGAAAUUUCAGGCAGUGCUGAGGACAUCCCUCUGGUGAGAUGGAGACAGCAGUGGCUGGAGAAUGGAACUUUGCUCUUCCACAUUCACCACCAAGACAGCAGCCAAAAUCUACCAGGCAUGUCCCCUACAGACUACCCAUCAAACGAGUCUGCUGAGGAGGAGCUGCGCAUCCUGCACAUCUCUGUCAUGGGAGGGAUGAUUGCUCUUCUCCUGUCUAUCCUGUGCUUGGUUCUGAUCCUGUAUACUCGGCGCCGCUGGUGUAAGCGCCGUCGGGUUCCUCAGCCCCAGAAGAGUGCCAGUGCGGAGGCGGCUAAUGAAAUCCACUACAUCCCCUCCGUGCUCAUGGGUGGCCAGGCCCGCGAGAGCCUGCGCAAUCCCCGUACCCAGUGCCACAACUCCACCCUCAGCAUCCGCGAGACCCCCAUCCUGGACGGCUACGAGUACGACAUCACAGACCUGCGCCACCAUCUGCAGCGCGAGUGCAUGAACGGGGGCAAAGACUUCACCAGCCAGGUCACCCGCACGCUGGACUCCCUACAAGGCUGCAAUGACAAGUCCAACAUGGACCUCACACCCGGGAGUGACAGUACCAAGCUGUCCCUAAUGAGCAAGUACAAGGAUAACAUCAUUGCCACCAGCCCUGCAGACACCAAUCACCAGCAUACAACUCUGCUCUCUCACACCUCCAGCAACCAGCGCAAGCGCCUAUCAAACAAAACUAGAGUGGGGUCAGCAUUCCUUAACCCGGAAGGGGAUUCGGGGACUGAGGCGGACAGUGAACCCCAGCUGACCUUUUACACUGACCCCUCGAGAAGCAGAAGACGUAGCCGAGGUAUGAGAAACGGUUCUCCACGAAGUCCAAUCAAUAAAACGACUCUGACUCUGAUCAGUGUUGUCAGCUGUGUAAUUGGUUUAGUCUACUCAUCUCACCUAACCUGCCCCCUUAAUGUCCGCAUCAUUCUCCACGUGCCUGAGCACCUCAUUGCAGAUGGAAGCAGGUUUAUUUUACAGCAGGGGAGCCAGCUGGACGGCAGGGACUGGUUGAAUCCAGCCCAGGUGCUGCUCUUCUACCAGCAGAAUGCCAGCGGGCCCUGGAUGGCUGAGCUGUGCGGACGUCGCCUGCUUGACCCCUGUGAGCACCAGUGUGACACUGAGACAGGGGAGUGUCAAUGCUUUGAUGGCUACAUGAGAGAUCCUGUCCACAAGCAUCUCUGCAUUCGGAACGAAUGGGGACCAAAUCAGGGUCCUUGGCCGUACACCAUAUUCCAGCGUGGCUUUGACCUGGUGAUGGGGGAGCAACCUUCUGACAGAAUAUUUAGGUUCACCUACACUCUCGGAGAAGGGAUGUGGCUGCCCCUCAGCAAGAGUUUUGUCAUCCCACCUGCCGAAUUGGCCAUCAACCCCUCUGCCAAAUGCAAAACAGACAUGACCGUAAUGGAGGAUGCUGUGGAAGUCAGGGAGGAGCUGAUGAUCUCCUCAGCCUUUGACAGUCUGGAGGUCCUGCUCGACUCAUUCGGGCCGGUGCGUGACUGUUCUAAAGACAAUGGCGGAUGCAGCCGGAACUUCCGCUGCAUCUCUGACCGCAAACUGGACUCUAGCGGCUGUGUGUGCCCACCAGGUCUGAGCCCGAUGAAGGAUGGCACAGGAUGCUAUGAUCACCACAUUGGGAUUGACUGCUCGGAUGGCUUGAAUGGGGGGUGUGGACAGCUGUGUCUUCAGCAGUUGGCACCCUUGGCUGAAGACUCUUCUCUCUACAACAUCCUUAUGUUCUGUGGUUGCAUUGAAGACUAUAAGCUGGAGCCUGAUAGACGGUCUUGCCAGCUCCUUUCUGAGUCAUGCACUGAAGGCCUAGACUGCGGGGAGCCGGCCGACAUCCCAGCCAACCAGACAGUCUUUGGGGACGUCUUUUACGGCUACAAUAAUCACACCAAGGAGCUCACGUCAGGACAGAUCCUAAAGGCGACUUUCAGACAGAAGAAUUUUGCCCGUGGGAUUGAGAAGCAGCUACCAGAUGCCAUGGUGGUGGCGUCAGUCCCGACAGAGGUCCAGUGCCAGGAGGAGCUGUCUGACCCAGUGCCUGACCCUGAAUACCUGACAGGUAUGGUAAAUUACAGCGAGGUGUCUGGCUAUCCCCUGGUUCAACAGUGGAAACUGAAAUCCAUUAUGUAUCAUGUCAGACUCAAUCAAUGGGCACUUUCAAAGGCCUUCAAUGCUGCAGUCCAUUCCUUGGAUGGAGCCACCCUGCGGAGUGAUUAUAUGUCUGUCCUAAAGGACUUUGGCAACCAUUUUGUCCAGGAGGCGGUCUAUGGGUUUGAGGAGAUGUGUACCAUCUGGUACCCCAAUAAACAGGUUCAGAGACAGUUAUGGGCAGAGUACCAAGACAUCAGCAAAGGGAAUUCUCCUUCUGAUGAAUCUGAAGAACGAGAAAAGGAACCCAAGACGCUCACUUUCCCAGCAUAUAUUGCCAGCCUAUUGGACUCGGGUGCCAAGAGAAUGGCGGCAGGUGUCCGGAUGGACUGUGGAAGUCAGGGUCAGUGCCCCUCGACCUGUCACUUGUGUCACAUGAACCCUGGGUCAGGACGCUCCAUGGAGCCAGUGCUGCUCCAGAUCACCAAGGCAGCACCUCUGUAUGAGCUGGUCUCCAACAACGAAACCCAGAGGGCACUGCAGAAAGCCAUGAUGAGCAUGCUGUGGUGCUCAGGAAGUGGUGAAGUCAUCGAUGACUGGUGCAGGUGUGACUCCAGUGCUUUUGGAGCAGACGGACUUCCUACCUGUGCAGCCCUUCCACACCCUGUGUUAAGGUUAUCUCAUGCCUAUGAACCAAGCAGCUCAUUGGUUGUCUUGGAAUGGGAGCACACAGAACCACCAAUUGGGGUGAGGAUUGUUGACUACCUCAUUAGCCAGGAGAAGGUGACGGAGAGGACAGACCAUUCGAAGGUGGAGACAGAAGCCAUGCUGAGUUUUGUGGAUGAUAUCCUUUCUGGCACCAAGUCUCCCUGUGUGAUGCUGGGGGGAAUCCCAGACCAGCUGACCUCAUCCAUUAGCAUGAUAAUCCGUUGCUUGGAGCCUGACACAACCUACAUGUUUCGGCUCUGGGGAGUGGAUAACACAGGUCGCAGGUCCAGGCCGAGUGAAGUGACAAUCAAGACACCCUGUCCGGCAGUGGAUGAUGUGAAAGCACAAGAAAUAGCUGACAAGAUCUACAACCUGUUUAAUGGUUACACCAGUGGAAAGGAGCAACAGACUGCCUACAACACCCUGAUGGACCUGGGCUCUCCCAGCUUACACCGUGUUCUCUACCACUACAACCAGCGGUACGAGAGCUUUGGCGAGUUUACUUGGCGCUGCGAGGAUGAGCUAGGGCCCAGGAUUGCCAAGGUAAAUGAAUGCUCAGGGUCUCCGGCUGGUCUUUACUGGAAAGUGGAAGCAAAUCAACAGUACUGUAAAUACAGGCUGGCAAUACAGUUACUUGUCCACAUAGCACUACACAAACAAAACAAUCUGGCAGAGGGAAGCAACACUAAGGACUACCACCACUGGCGCUGUAUCCAAUCCAUUCCUUCAAUAAAAAGAGUAUAGUCUAUGAUCAUUCAUGGAGUACUGUGGAUAUUACAGGAAUGAGAACGGCCAGAUAAACAAAAGUGUCACAUAUAAAUGUGUAAUUAGAAUAAAUGUACAAAAUGGCAGUUUUCCAAAUGCAAGCAUGUUAAAAACAUUACGCAUAAUGUGUAAAUCAUGGCUUUGUAUGGGCAGUUUUAAGGAGAUCAGAAUUUAAACUAGAAUUCAAUCAAGUGGUUUUUUUCUUUGUUUGUUUUUAGGUGUCAGAUACAAAUGUAAAUACUCCUAUAACAGCCAAAGGGAACUGCCCCAAAGUGUUAACUAGUGAAUUGGAAGGGUUUAUUGAGCAGCAGUGUGGAGUAGUGGUUAGGGCUCUGGACUCUUGACCGGAGGGUCGUGGGUUCAAUCCCCGUGGAGGACACUGCUGCUGUACCCUUGAGCAAGGUACUUUAACCAGAUUGCUCCAGUAAAAACCCAGCUGUAUAAAUGGGUAAUUGUAUGUAAAAAUAAUGUGUAAAAAAUAAUGUAAUUAAAUGUAAAAAAUAAUGUGAUAUCUUGUAACAAUUGUAAGUCGCCCUAGAUAAGGGCGUCUGCUAAGAAAUAAAUAAUAAUAAUAAUAAGUAGUAGUGGCAUGGGGAAUGAGUGUCUUCCUUUUUUGUCCACAUGAUGUCACUCUAAAUGUUUAACCUGCCUUUGUGGUUAGCCGUUUGCAAUCUACUGCUUGCAGACUUGACCAUCUGAAGUGGUAAGCAGUGCAUUCCCUAAGGUGAGCCUUGCUUGUACAUUAAUUCAAACUGUGGUACCUGCAGAUGAAUGAAUACCUGUAAAAACUCCUUGAGAUGCAAAUCAUCCCAUUUUCAGGGGGGUCCUAGGGAGCAGCAGUUCACUCAGUUACAGUACAACAAACACCAUUCACACAAUAUACAAUUUCUUCAAAAUAAUAACAACCAAUGCAUACCAUUUAAACAAAACAAUUAGAUAAAGCAAACUUCUUUCUUAAAACAAAGUGUCUUGAUACUCUCUUAACCCUGUACAUUUGAGAUCUUAAAGAAGUGAAGGGGCUGAAGCUGUAUCUGAUAUUAGUUUUAUUUAUCAUCAUUGCUGUUGUUG